GUGAAUUUUGUUCCCAAGCAAACAGGAAUGAUGGUGGUGUCCGUGCACGGGCUGAUGAUAUUCGACAAUACGGGAGUUACAGUACUGAAGUACUGUACUGCACAGGCAUUUAUCCGGAUACGACCUUCAAAAAGCUGCCUAAACUAACGUUACAUUUCACAUGUGCUUAAAAUACUUUUAUGAGAUGGUUUGCAACUGUAAAGACAUCUAAACGGAUGAACAGUAACACUCUUGUUUCAACUCAGCAAACAAUUAAGAUGACCUAGUAGUUCGCUUGUGCAAGACAGAUUUGAUAAAUACCUCAUUAUGAAUAAUAACAACUUUCAAGCGCCUGCAAGCUGUGGCGGUUUCGCAGAUAAAGCAGCUAUAGAGAUGGAUGAAGAAGAAGGGCAAAACAACAUUUCACCUGCAAUGACCGACAAUCAAUCUCUAUGUCCUGGGCUGAACAUCACGAAUGAAUCUCAGCAAACACAUUCAGGUGACACCGAUGCCCAGUCCAGCGGGAUCGACUCAACGGAGAGGGAGAACGAUGGACGUUUGGGACAUGGAACCUCAACCUGUAGCUCACUGCACGGAAAAGGCUCAGCCACAGAGACGACGGAAAGCAAGAGCUCAAAUGGAAACAGUCCGUCUCCCCCGAGCAGCUCAGUGUCAUUCAGUCUUUUGAGCGGAAGUUCAGAGCAGGAUCAUUCGACAUCCCAAGCAUCCAACAGUGACCAACCAGCCCGACUUCAGACCCAGAGAGAGCUGCUAAAAGUCCUGCGUGAGCUGAAGAUCCACAUGCCAGCAGAACGGCGCAGGAAAGGCCGAUCUAGCACACUAGCAUCUCUACAGUACGCACUUAGCUGUGUCAAACAAGUCAGAGCUAAUCAAGAGUACUACCAUCAGUGGAGUGUGGAAGAAAGCCAUGGGUGUUGUUUGGACCUGUCAUCAUUUACUAUUGAAGAGCUAGACAACGUUACGUCAGAGUACACCCUUCAAAACACGGACACGUUCUCGGUGGCGGUGUCAUUUCUGUCUGGUAAAGUGGUGUACAUCUCAUCCCAGGCGGCCUCUCUGUUGCGCUGUAAAGCUGAGAGGCUGCAGGGGGCGCUGUUUUCAGAGCUGCUCGCGCCUCAGGACGUCAGCACCUUUUACAGCAGCACUGCUCCCAGCCGUCUACCGCCGUGGUCCUCCUGUGCUGGAACUAGCUCACAGGUGGACUGUGCUGAGGAAAAGUCAAUGUUUUGCCGGAUCAGCAGAGGCAGAGACAGCAAUGGAGAGGUGAAGUAUCACCCCUUCCGUCUCACACCAUAUCAGCUCACUCUGAGAGACUCCGACACGUCCCAGCCUGAGCCCUGCUGCCUGCUCAUCGCAGAGAGAGUUCAUUCUGGAUACGAAGCGCCUCGUAUCCCAGCAGACAAGAGAAUAUUUACCACCAGUCACACCCCGAACUGUCUCUUCCAGGAGAUUGAUGAAAGGGCUGUGCCAUUAUUAGGUUAUCUGCCUCAAGACUUGGUUGGGAAACCGGUGCUUGUUUACCUGCAUCCAGAAGACAGACUGCUCAUGGUGGCCAUUCAUAAGAAAAUUCUUCAGUUUGCCGGACAACCUUUUGAUCACUCGCCCCUGCGUAUGCGUGCAAGAAGUGGUGAAUAUCUGACCAUUGAUACCAGCUGGUCUUCCUUUAUCAACCCAUGGAGCAGGAAGGUGGCUUUCAUAGUGGGACGCCACAAAGUUCGAACGAGUCCGCUAAAUGAGGACGUGUUCACUGCUCCUGAGGGUGAAGAGAUGAAAACCAUGUCUCCAGAUGUACCGCAGCUGAAUGAACUGAUCCACAGGUUCCUGGUUCAGCCCGUUUACGGUGGCAGCUCACAGGGGUACGGCAGCCUGGGCAGUAGUGGCUCACAUGAGCACCAGCAAGGUGCAACUUCCUCCUCUGAGAGUAAUGGACAUACAUCUGAGGACCAGAUCAAGCCCAGGAAACCAAUGACAUUUGAGCAGAUUUGUCAAGACAUGCACAUGGUAAAGACCAGCGGACAGCAAGUUUUCAUUGAAUCACGAAACCGACCACCAGCUCUUAAACAGGGCAGCUUAGAAGCACUGGCAAAGGCAGCAGAUACAGCAGAGGCCUCUGCUAGAGAUGGUCUGGCAAGUUUAGCACUGUCCAGUCCACCCAGGAAGGAGCUGCCUAUGAUCUACUCAUACCAGCAGAUCAACUGCCUGGACAGCAUCGUACGAUAUCUGGAGAGCUUUAAUGUCCCUGGCACUGUGAAGAGGAAGUGUGGCUCUUCCUCUUGUACAACCUCUUCUACCUCUGAUGAUGAUAAACAAAGGGAAGGAGCUGGAGCAACCCAAGCAGAGACUCUUGUGGUGACCGAGGGGUCAAAGGUCGUUCCUGCAGCACCGGCACACCCUCUAACCCCUCUUGCUCUACACUGUAAGGCCGAAAGCGUUGUCUCAGCCACUUCGCAGUGCAGUUUCAGCAGUACUAUUGUUCACGUUGGUGACAAGAAGCCGCCUGAAUCAGACAUUGUAAUGAUGGAGGAGCCACCAACCACCCCAACAGCUUCCACGUCAGCUCCCGCCACCUCUGUUGCCUCUCCCAUACCUGUAAAUCCCCAACCAAUGCCUUCCCCCACUGCAGCUGUGCAUGAGAAAGAAAAGGAGAAAGAGAGGAGAAGUGGAGGAAGCGCAGGGAAGGGUCUCACGAAAGCCGUGUUAUCCGCACAUACUCAACAAGAAGAGCAAGCCUUCCUCAACCGCUUCAGAGACCUCAGCCAGCUGCGGAUGGUCCAACCUAGUGGGCUGCCACCACCACGCAGAUGCACAUCUAUACCUGGAACAAAAGGAGUGAACAGCUCCCAGAACUAUCCUUCUGUAGGCAACACCAGCAGUCGUCGGCAUGGCAGGGGUGGGAAAAGACAGAAACAUCAAGUAGAUGGCAACAUUCCAAACAAUACCCCAAUUUCUGCAUCUGGCCCCUAUAGAGGACCUAAUCCUGCUCAGAUAAGACCCAACUUCCCCUCUGUCCAGCAAUCUUCCAACUCUUGGGCUCCAUCUGCUGCAUCCCAAACCAACGGUGCUCCAGUGGGUACAUCUUUUCCUCCAAGCUACAUGACCAUGUUUCCAACUUCCUCACCAUUCUCAGUAACCCAGAUGGGAACUGAUCCUUCCCUGCAAACAGGAGUCCCUAGAUUUCCAGCGCAAGGCUUUCCUUCAGUGAUGCCACCAGUCAUGACAUUCAUGAUGCCCAACUACAUGUUUCCACAACUCUCUAAUCCAGGAUCACAGUUGAACCCAGCCAACUCCCAGCUCAACGCCCAAAUGAACUCCUUUGGGCAGUUCCCUCCCCCUGUUGUUCAAAUGAGUGUACCAAUGUUCAAUCCUGCAAUGGGGCAAUUUUAUCCUUUGGGCUCCCAAAUGAACCCUGCUAUGCCUGCAAUGAUUCCCCAGCAGUUCUACAACCCAAAUUAUCAGUUAAAUUUUUCCAACUCUCCAUCAAUGCCUGCUGCAAAUGUCAGCACUACACCACAUGGACAGUCUCGCUCCAGCACACCCCAGUCCACUGGGCCACAGGCUGGUGAGAGGGAUGGGGCUGGAUCUCCUUUGUUUCAGUCUCGAUGCUCUUCCCCACUUAAUCUUCUACAACUUGAGGAAUUGCCAAGCAACAGAACGGAUGCUACACAACAGACUCCACCUCCAGGGGGUGGGGCAACACAAGGCGGUGUGGUAGUGGUGCAAAAUUCCAGCAAUCGCAGCAACACUCAAGAUGCCAAACUAAAUGACCAUCCUGAAGUCAGUGAGUCCAACCAGGAUGCGCUGUCAACGUCCAGUGACAUGUUGGACCUACUCCUGCAAGAGGAUUCCCGCUCAGGCACUGGGUCAUCAGGGUCAGGGUCAGGGUCUGGCUCCUUCGCUUCUGGAUCAAAUGGAUGUAGCACAUCUGGAAGUGGCACUAGGAGCAGUAAUACUAGCAAGUACUUUGGAAGCAUAGACUCCUCAGAGAAUGACCAGAAUCACAAACCAGCAUCUGGAGACCUGGGAGGGGAACAGUUUAUCAAAUUUGUCCUGCAGGACCCAAUAUGGCUCCUCAUGGCCAACACAGAUGACAAGAUCAUGAUGACAUACCAGAUUCCUAUCAAAGACAAAGAUUCAGUACUGAAAGAAGACAGAGAUGCCCUGAAAGCUGCUCAGAAGCAUCAGCCUCACUUUACAGAAGAGCAGAAGAAAGAAUUAACUCAGGUUCACCCGUGGAUUCAAACUGGCUGCCUACCAAAAGCCAUUAACGUUACAUCUUGUACAGGAUGUGAAUCUCCCCCAGAUUCCUCCACUCUUCCUCCAUUUGAUUUGGAAUUCCAUGAAAUGGAUCUCAAUGUAGUUUUGAGGGAAGAGGCCAAACAAGAAGAUAAACUUGCAGAAACAGCCUUUCCCUUGAGCCCCCCGUCAUCUGAUAAUGAACAAAGAGACAACCAGGCCAACCUGAGCACAUAGUGGACCAUUACUGAAGUAAAUGCUACAUCAUCAGCAAAAGUGAAGCAGGACCGUAGACUGCUGGACAGUGAUUGGUUGGGCUUCUGCCUCAUUUGUUUUAGGACCAAGUACCCUGUUGAACCUAUGUGGAUGGUUUUAGCUGGUACUUUACUGGUCAUAUGUUGGUCUAAGCAGCAAAGAACCAAAAGAAACCUACCUUACAAUUAUUUGCUGUUUUUUUUUCAACAUUCUUGAGUUUGAGAAGUUUAUGAUGUUGAAUUCACUCAGGUUGAUCAGUAUCAAGGGCAUAUUUUCACAUCCUUCCUUGAAGGUAUGUGUAGCUUCAUAACCAGACUUCUGGUUAGGGACACAUUUGAGUUGUUCAUCUGUUGGACAAGGUGACUGUUUAAGGAAAAGUGUUGUUCCACUAUAUUGUGCUUCCAGGAUCUCAUAAUUAUUCAUGAGCCUGCCUGGCCUUAUCCAAUGACUGGUGCUGUUUCAUAAUUAUUCAUGACACCAUGUGACUGUUUUGUGUUUUAGGCAGUUCAUCAAACUGUGAUGUUUUUUUUUUUUUUUGUUUAGUGUUGAGAAACGAAAACAUAAGUGAGGCACUUAUUUAACAGACACUGUUCCUUUGCCAAUUUCCCAUCCGUUUAACAUCGUUCUUUAAAAUGAUGGACAAGUAGACGGGGAAAAAAAUCCUAGUUUCUCUUACCAGUUACCAGCAACCACACUUUUCUCUCAUGCUUCUUUCCAAGGAUUCAAUUUGUUAAACCUUAACUGACUUGGCAAGAAUAGUUUUUGGCCCCAAACAGAAGGUAAACCUUUUGAAAGGAAAAAAAAAACUGAGAGAUAUAAGAUCUUUAUAAUCUAAUGCAGCCAUAAUUUUGUAUACUAAAAUAUGUUCCCAUGUGAACUUACUCUGA
Messenger RNA from Danio rerio (zebrafish), 5375 nucleotides. Lineage: Eukaryota; Metazoa; Chordata; Actinopteri; Cypriniformes; Danionidae. The record is from RefSeq and is a predicted model, not a curated record.